AUGCGUGUGCACUUGUACUUUGGCCUGCUCUGUCCAUUUUAUUUUCUUCAUCUCACUCAAUGCGUAGACGUACAGUCGGGAAGCGAGACGUUUGCAUUUAUUUUCCCUGCGCUUCCCCUCGAUAGCCCACUCGGCGGUCAAUAACGUUGGAAGUACCACGUCCUCUGCACCACUCUGGGUCAGAUCAGCUCCUUGAAUGGGAGACCGUACUCGAGUCACGGUCGUCGCAGCUGCUGCAGCACCGAACAUCUGGGAGCAAGGAAAAUUCAAUCAGAGGCGUUCCUUUUGGGGCUGAGCAACAAUAAUAUCGAAACACCGUAUCCUCUAGACGUGGGCAGACGCGCAUUGGCAACGUACUGGCCACAACUGUGCGAAACGGAGGCUGCACUCGAACAGCGGACUGCCGAGGCCGCCAAGGCUUCUCGUCGAAAACAAGAACCCAUGACAGAGGAGGCUGGUGCAACUGACGUAGCGUGGCGGGAGCUAGUACGAUGCAUACGGCUAGUGGGCGCAUCUCACGUACAGCGGAUGCGGGCUCUGGAGGCAAGAAAGCUAAAGGUACAUGAGCAAGAUGCAGACGCACGUUAGCGACUGAGCGCACUGCGCGCGCGGGAGGUGCAACUUGUGGCAAAGCAAUAA
Molecule: messenger RNA, 639 nt
Organism: Leishmania braziliensis MHOM/BR/75/M2904
Lineage: Eukaryota; Euglenozoa; Kinetoplastea; Trypanosomatida; Trypanosomatidae
Source: the annotation of a RefSeq genome assembly